AUGCAAGUUACUGUUUGGCGUGCUGCGCAAGGCUCGUGUUCUGGGCUGACGCCGGACAGCACUGGUUUUGAUGAGGCAACUAUCAGAAAUUCACUUGACCCAUCGGUUGCGGAAAAAUUGUCUUUGAUGGAGUUUUUCAACUUUUAUAAGGAUAUCAUUGAGCGAGUAGAUCGGCUAGCUGAGGAAGAUUACAAACGACAGGCAGCACUACACGGUCUUCAGCCACAGCCCCCAGUCAGAAGAGGCAAGGUUUUGCAAACGAGUGACGAUUUCAUUCGCACAUUACUUGGUGCUAAUUACUGGCCGACUAGUCCGAGUUGUCCAGCAAAAGAAUCAUCACGCCCGAAAGUUGAUUCUGUUCGCCCACAGGUUGUUACAAAUGACACGUCGGCUAGUUCUGAUCAUCCUCCGAUUGAUACAAAGGAUUCGUGCAAUUAUUCUGCCCAAAACAAGCAGAACCUCGUCAAAAAAGGCCCAUCUACUCCAAAUAGAAGAAGAUAUGCACGAAAAAAGGUGUCUCGAACUACUUCUCUGCCCACCAUCGAGGAAUCGUGUGAAUUAUCAUUCAGUGAAGUGAAUGAUUCGCCAAAAAAUCUCGACACGGAAAAGCAUUCAAAUGAUGCGGCAUCCUUGCUCUCAGCAGCUAAGGGCAAAUCACACGCAGGUCUUGAAACAACUCUUGUUAAGAACGAGAAUGUAGAUUCUCUUAAUAAUAUUGAGAACAUCAACACGAAAUGCAACGAUAAAACGCUUGCAAAAGAAUUUCCACAAUCCUGCUCGUCAUACACGGCUGUUGCAAUAGCGCUCAUAUACGGCCAGAAGUUGUUCGCUGGCAGUCUUGGCGAUUCGAGGGUCAUCCUGAUUCGAGAGAAGAAUCAGCAUCUGCAUGUUGUUCAUGUGAACGAGCCACCGUAUCCUUGGUAUCCUGUAAGCUUUAUUUUUUGGUUAAUUUUGAUGUCUGCUAAUUGCAUAUUUCGACUAAUCUCUCUUAAUUGGUUGAUUUCAUAA
Molecule: messenger RNA, 1008 nt
Organism: Gongylonema pulchrum
Lineage: Eukaryota; Metazoa; Nematoda; Chromadorea; Rhabditida; Gongylonematidae
Source: the annotation of a GenBank genome assembly